Molecule: messenger RNA, 369 nt
Organism: Phytophthora nicotianae INRA-310
Lineage: Eukaryota; Oomycota; Peronosporomycetes; Peronosporales; Peronosporaceae
Exons: 1
Coding region: 1-369 (122 amino acids)
Source: RefSeq, a predicted model, not a curated record
AUGCAGCCUGACGAUCCAUCCGACACAACCCAGCGUGAAAUGUACUUGCUGUCGUUUAAGCCCCACAAGACACGCCACUUUGGCGCAGACGCCACCAUCGAUCUUUUAGAUGACUUGCUUGACAUGUACGCAAUUGAAGCGUCUCAGUUAUGCUUUCUAGUUGGUGAUAACGCGAGCGUCAACGUUUCUAUCGGCGAGAAGGUGAACGUUCCACUCGUGAGUUGCGCUAGCCACCAUCUACACCUCGCCGCCGAGAAGCACCUCCAGCCGUACACUGAGCUGUUUGACAAGGUCUUGUUCGCGAUGAAGUGUUUGAGGACGGAUAAGCAACGUGCAGUUCUCCGCGAGGAGGAUUUACUCAUGCCGUAA